AUGCAGCUUGAAAUCCAAGUAGCACUCAAUUUUAUUAUUUCGUAUUUGUACAAUAAGCUUCCCAGGAGACGUGUCAACAUUUUUGGUGAAGAGCUUGAAAGACUUCUGAAGAAGAAAUAUGAAGGGCACUGGUAUCCUGAAAAGCCAUACAAAGGGUCAGGGUUCAGAUGCAUACACAUGGGGGAGAAGGUGGACCCCGUGAUCGAACAAGCAUCCAAAGAGAGCGGCUUGGACAUGAGCGAUGUUCGUGGCAACUUGCCACGGGAUCUCAGUGUGUGGAUCGACCCGUUCGAGGUUUCCUACCAAAUCGGCGAGAAGGGACCAGUGAAGGUGCUCUACGUGGAUGACAAUAAUGAAAACGGAUGCGAGCUGGAUAAAGAGAUCAAAAACAGCUUUAACCCGGAGGCCCAGGUGUUUAUGCCCAUAAGCGACCCGGCCUCGUCCGUGUCCAGCUCUCCAUCGCCUCCCUUUGGUCACUCUGCUGCCGUCAGCCCCACGUUCAUGCCCCGCUCCACUCAGCCUUUAACCUUUACCACUGCCACUUUCGCUGCCACCAAGUUCGGCUCUACCAAAAUGAAGAACAGUGGCCGAAGCAACAAGGUUGCACGUACUUCUCCCAUCAACCUUGGCUUGAACGUGAAUGACCUCUUGAAGCAGAAAGCCAUCUCGUCCUCAAUGCACUCUCUCUAUGGGCUGGGCCUGGGCAGCCAGCAGCCGCAGCAGCAGCAGCAGCCGCCAUCCCAGCCGCCGCCGCAGCAGCAGAAAGCCUCUGCGCUCUCUCCUAACGCCAAGGAAUUCGUUUUUCCUAAUAUGCAGGGUCAAGGUAGUAGUAGCAGUGGAAUGCUCCCAGGUGACAGCCCCCUGAGCCUCAGUCCUCUUCAGUACAGUAAUGCCUUUGAUGUGUUUGCGGCCUACGGAGGCCUCAACGAGAAGUCUUUUGUAGAUGGCUUGAAUUUUAGCUUAAACAACAUGCAGUAUUCUAACCAGCAAUUCCAGCCAGUUAUGGCUAACUAA
This is a messenger RNA of Pipistrellus nathusii (Nathusius's pipistrelle), 1014 nucleotides long. The record is from the annotation of a GenBank genome assembly. Lineage: Eukaryota; Metazoa; Chordata; Mammalia; Chiroptera; Vespertilionidae.